AUUGCCGAUGGACUUGCCACGCCAUUUGUUGGACACGAGGCAGAUCGCACGGAUGACUUGGCCGUCUGUACUCGUUACGGCCGUAAAAAGACAUGGCACUUGUUAGGCACAAUAUGCGUUCUAAGUGCUUUCCCCUUCAUCUUCCUUGGUUGCCUUGGCUGCGAGUACGCCAGCGACUGGGCCCAGGUGAUAUACUACUCCCCCUUCGUCAUCAUCUUCCAGUUUGGCUGGGCGUCAUCACAAAUCAGCCAUCUGUCACUCAUUCCUUCCCUCACUCAGGAUCCGCACGACCGCACGGAGCUGAACGCUCUCAGAUAUGCAUUUACAGUGAUGUCAAAUAUUGCUGUUUAUCUCAUCACCUGGUUAGUUCUGGGUUUAGAAUCAACAAAUCCUGACGCUGGACUUGGACCAGAGGAUACUGGAAAAUUUAGGGUGAUCGUCUUUACAGUCCUGGCCAUUGGAACCCUGUUCGCGACGAUAUUCCACGUUCUUGUGAAAGAAGAAAAUAUCCCUCCGUACGUGGAGAUGCCAGACGAGGCACCUCCUGCCCAAAAAGAUGAGGACGAAGGUGAUGACGAUGUAACCGAUUGUUCAUUACCAUCGUCAACCUUGCCUGAGGUUGCAGUUCGCAAUAAGCCUCGCGUCAUGAUGACUGCAACGGACUGGCUGAAGACUGGGCAGUUUUAUCAGGUAGCACUGCUCUACAUGGGCACAAGAUUGUUUUGCAACCUCACCCAAGCGUAUGUGCCGAUAUAUCUUCAGGACACCUUGAAAUUACCCCAAACAGCAGUCGCCUACAUACCCCUCGUCAUGUACGUGUCAGGAUUCUUGACAACCACCUUUUUGAAGUGCCUCAAUAAAUGCAUGGGAAGAAAGAUUUCAUUUUUAAUGGGCUGCAUCUUUGGAGGUUCUGCGUGCGUCUGCGUGUGGUUCGGGACUGGUGAAGCCUACUGCCAUUAUUGGUUGUAUGCUGUUACAGCGUUAAUGGGUUCAGGAGCCUCCAUAAUGCUUGUGACAUCCCUUAGCAUAACAGCUGACCUGAUUGGGCCUUGUGUGGAGAGUGGGGCUUUCGUAUACGGUGCCAUGAGCUUCACUGAUAAGGUGUCGAAUGGCAUUGCAGUUAUGAUAAUUCAACAUUUUAACCCAUGCUCAAAUUCACCGUUUGGUAACUGUUGCCCGAAAUGCGCAGGUUACUUCCGUGACGUUUUGUUCUACUACUGUGGUGGUGCAGCUGUGCUGUGUAUUAUUGCCCUACUUACAUUACUACCGUUUAAGAUCGGUAAUCUUCAUACAAUAGACGAGAGCAGCAUUGGAAAUUCUGGUGACGCAGGUCAAAUUGUGGUAGUCCCAGGACGAUCAGACGAUGACAUUUCACCUGUGAAUAGUACAAUUGGCAGUGAGAAUCAAACGUCUCCACAAGUUCAAACAGUACCUGCUGAUUAUCAUGCGGACAUAAGGGCACGUGUGGUUUCUUUGUCUUCCAGCGAUGGUAAUAACGAAAGCAAUGCUUGACGGAACUGAUGAUAUUAAAUAUAAUUGAUGACUUGUAAGUGGUUUUUCCAUGAUUGAGUUUGUAUUUAAAGUUGAUAUAAAAAAAAAGUGUUAGCGUCGUACAAUUUUGAACGCAUUCUUGAUUUUGUAGCACAUGUUUAUAAAAUAUAAAGUAAUUUUUUGUAUGGUUUGUAAGAAAAUUGUUACUGUAAUUUUAUGGCUGAAUU
Macrobrachium nipponense is the source of this 1718-nucleotide messenger RNA. RefSeq names its product major facilitator superfamily domain-containing protein 12-like. Lineage: Eukaryota; Metazoa; Arthropoda; Malacostraca; Decapoda; Palaemonidae. The record is from RefSeq and is a predicted model, not a curated record. Gene Ontology annotation, cellular component: plasma membrane. Gene Ontology annotation, biological process: transmembrane transport; carbohydrate transport. Gene Ontology annotation, molecular function: symporter activity.